This is a messenger RNA of Drosophila takahashii, 1278 nucleotides long. Its product is annotated as sister chromatid cohesion protein DCC1. Gene Ontology annotation, biological process: maintenance of mitotic sister chromatid cohesion; mitotic sister chromatid cohesion. Gene Ontology annotation, cellular component: chromatin; chromosome, centromeric region; Ctf18 RFC-like complex. NCBI's taxonomy places the organism in Eukaryota, Metazoa, Arthropoda, Insecta, Diptera, Drosophilidae. The record is from RefSeq and is a predicted model, not a curated record.
AUGGAAUCCAUGGAGGUGGAUGAAAAUGCUCCCCAGCACUACAUUCGCACACCGGAGGAUGUGAAGGCCAUUGUGAAGCACGCCAAACUGGACGAGCGCCAGCUGACCCAACUCACCCAGGCGCUGUAUUUCCCCUCGGCACACGUGGACUCCGAUAAUCUGCGCCUCCUGGAGCUGGACGGGCACAUGCUGGAGCAGAUCCGCGACGGCCAGACGCUCCACUUCAAGGGCGGCCAGAACGAGAAGGUGGUGCUCUGCACCGACGAGCGAACCUACGACGUGAAGGGCGCCGAGAUCUCCAACAGCCUGCUGUUGGUUCCGGACCUCAAGUUCGCCGCCGCCACCAGUACCUCUCCGCUGAAGAGUCCGCGGACGGGCAACGCAAACGCCUCCUUAGAGCGGAGUCUGAACGACAGCACGGAGGAUGAACUGGAGGUGCCGCGCACCCUGGAGCAGCGACCGGUGCUCAAGGUGUUCCACGAGUACUUCGAGUGUCGCGAGAUCAAGCCGCGCUUUCGCAAGCUGGGCGAACUACUGCAACUAACUCGGUAUUCGGGGCCGGAGAACGAGUUCUGCGUCGAGCAGAAGCUGCUCUUCACCCUCUCCCAGCUCCUGGACACGGUGCAGUGCAGCCGGGCGCAGUUUAUGGAGGGAUUGAACCACUACCGGGCCAUGGAACUGGACGGCCGAAUGCGCGUCAUGGAGUACGAGUACGAGUACCGCAUUAUCAGCAUGAUGCUGGGAGUGAUUAGCGAAAACUCUUGGUCACUGGACGAAGUGGAGAGGGAGGAAACCAUCAACGCACUCAAGGGCAUUGCUCCCGAGGAAGUUGUGGCUGGGCUAUUUGAUAUUUAUACCACUCCUAGCGAACGUUGUCCGGGAAAGUUUGAGUACCAAGAAUCUCUGGUCUCCCGGAUCGUGGCACAAAACAUUCUACAGCCCGGCUUGCGAUUCCGCAACGAGGAGUUUAUGCGCACCUGGCAGGAGGCGCUACCAGAGGGCAUGUCCUGCCAACUGAAGUACCUUCGAGGCCUGGGCAUCUGCGACAAGGAGGGAGCUCAGCCAUGCAUCCGCUCGCUGGCCGAGGAGCAACUGCCCACCAACAUCAACGAUCGCAUGAAGGCCUUGUUUAAGACUAAGCAAAGGUGGACAAUGGAUGAAAUGGAGCCGUACAUUGAAUGUUUUACCACCCCCACUUUGUCCGUAUCCACACUUCUGGCCAAGCACGCUCGCUCGUUAACAGAUGGAGGUGUGCGGUACUUUGUUUCGAAGCAUUAA